Orbicella faveolata is the source of this 2396-nucleotide messenger RNA. RefSeq lists its product as uncharacterized. NCBI's taxonomy places the organism in Eukaryota, Metazoa, Cnidaria, Anthozoa, Scleractinia, Merulinidae. The record is from RefSeq and is a predicted model, not a curated record.
AAUUUUGGUUUAGGGUUUCAAUCACUACGUGAGACUUGAAAGCAGAAAAGAACCUCUCCACUCUCUCUCCAGAUGAAUCUAAUCAGGUGAAAAUUUGAAAAAUAAGGGAUCCACUAUGCAUUGGCCUCUUCCCAUGAAAACUAAUUGAAAUCUGUCUAAAACUGUGUGUCUUUAUUACAUUCGACACCUGAUUGGUACUUCAUGACGUUUUGUUGUAACUGUGAGGUCAUGGGGCAAGGGGCUCUCUCCCGGUGCCUCUCUCCACCCAGUGUAUAAAUGGGUUCCAGGGAAUUUCAGUACUACUGGGGUAACCCUGCGAUGGACUAGCAUUCCAGAGGGAAACUAGAGAUCCGUCUCAGCCUGAUGGGCCACCGGGUUUGAACGCAAACUUGACUUAAUAUGGUAAUGAAACGUUUUGAUGUAAAUGUGUGCACAAAAUGGUAUCUACUAUCGUUAAAAACACGUCAAUGGCAUGUCGCCAGCCCGUCAUCUUGGAUCUGCCGUCUUUAACUCGUACUUUUCAUUUGAACUCAGGUACUCAACAAAUCUAGCUUAAAUUUUCUAUAACAGAAGGGAUGUUAAAAUGGACGAAAUAAAGAAACGUCGAUUUUCGUAGACCACGCUUAUCAAAACAUUGUUGCCACGAAAAAUAUCCCUUCAGUUCAGACAAACAUAACGAUGACUCUUAAAUCUUCGACCAAUCCAUUUACGAGCCUAAAUCAGCUAAGACUUCAUUGGAGUGUUGACUCCUUUGUGCUCAUUUAGAGGUUGAGUAUGAUUCCUCUUACGUCAUUAUUGUGGGCAUUUUUGGAUUUUUUCCCCCCAGAUUUUGCCCAAUAUUCAAAACAACAAGUUGUUACACAAACCAAAUUCCUGUCCAGACUGGAUGUACAACACGAUGCAGCGGUGUUGGCGAUACAAUCCCAAACACAGACCACCGUGUAUUGCUUUAUUUGAAGACCUCACAUGCAGAAAACCAAAGCAGUCCUUGUUGAUGAAUGAGACUGAGGAAGAACCUUGCCAACGCAGAGGGGAUAGCGAAGAGACGUGCUUUUAUGACUUCCUAACAGAGCACGAAUACCAACAAGUCUCAACCCCUCGUUCAUGUGAGAUGCGCUCGCUUGAGACAGAUCACUGUAAAACAUUUCCUGUCACCAAGGCAAGUGAGAAACUCCCACUGCCAACUUCAGAGACAACGGGGGCCUUUGAAAAAGUUGCUUGCAAUGGGAGUAGUAACCAGUGUCAAUUGUCAACAUUAGCGACAAUACACGAUUAUGAAUAUCUUUCUACUUGCGGGAUAAAACAACCCACAUUGCCAAUUCCAAGGAACACAGGCCUUGCCACCAGCGAUAUACAAGCCAAGGGGCAUGCACGACUAAGAGUAACUACCAUUUGAGAUUGAAGACGAAGGGAAUUACACUAGUUUUUGCAAAUCCGUUGAGAGGGUUCAGAGGCACCCUAAUUUGUUCGAAAAUUUAAGUUGCCUCUGAACCCUCUCCACAGAAUAUUUCUUUAAUUUUGCAAAAAGUUGCAUCUUAUCAUGCUUAACACAAUUCGAUAAAAAAGAAUUGGGACCACCGAGCUUGUUUUUUAGCACUUUAAACUAAAAUUUAGGUUGUUCCUAGCAUUUCGUCUUGUUGCAAUGAUAGCCUGUUAUAUAAAAAGAGCAGAACAGAACACGUUGAGCCCCCCCAUUUUUAGCUCAUUCAUGCGCGAAGCCCAUCGAAUGAGGUAUUGUGAGAUAGCAGAUGUGGACGAAAAUUGUAUACUGUGGACGGAAGUGAUUUCACAUGCUACCCCUCCACCCUCAGUAAAAGUCAACAAAAAGUAAAAGUUAACUUCUUAGGAAGCGCAGAUACAGAUUUGCAAAGGAAGGAAAUGUUUGGAUUGCCUAAUAAAUAAAUUAUAUAUAUAUAUAAAUGAAAACUUAACUUGGAAUGUACAUAUCGAACAUAUUUUCAAAAAAUUGCAUCCUGCACUGGCAUCUUAAAUCGAAGCAGGUCUUUUGAUUCUUUUGAAACGCUCCCAUACAUCUAUAAUGCUUUAGUUCAACCUCAUUUCGAUUACUGUAGUGUCGUAUGGGGGAAAUGCAAUAAAUCUCUUUCCAUUAAACUACAAAAACUACAGAAUCGCGCUGCGCGUACUUUGACCUCUUCUUCAUAUGAUACCAAUGCGGAUGAUCUCUUCGUUAGACUUGGCUGGCAAAAACUUAAUCUUCAACGGAAAUUAAAAGCAGCCACUAUGGUCUAUAAAUCACGUAAUGAUCUUGCCAUGAUUAUCUGAAAUCAAUGUUUACUGAUCGGAGUGCAAUAUCUACCUAUUCCCUUGAGGGAUUGUGAGGGCAAACUAGCUCUUCCACUACCCCGAACCAAUUUUCCAAAAAAAAGAAAAAAAAA